GCUCUAGUUGAUCGUUUUUUUUUUCUAUUCACGCGCAUCGUUUUCAAUUUGAAACCAGCGAGAAACGUAAAGUUGCGCACCAUUCACAUUGACUCCCAUGUUGAAUCAGUGUGUAUUGUAAGCUGUAGUUGUUGCAUUCAUCAUUACAUAGAUUCUACAUAAAAUAACGUUAAUGUAUACAAAAGUUCAGUAUUUGAUCGUGUGUUGACAACAUUAAAACUUUGUGAGCAAUGCAAAUAUACAGAACUCUUUAUUAAGUGCACGUUAACGAAAGGAAGUACCGAACCUGAUUAAAGAUGGCGAGCGCCGACUCCAAGAAAAAGACGAAGAAAGAUAAAAGUAAAGCUCAGAUGGCAAAGGGUGAUGUUGAGGUAGAAGUGGAGAGUAAGGAGAGUGUGGUCUACCUGAAGAACACUCUGGGCGCUAUCCUGCCUCAGUGCCUGCAUGAAGUUUGUCAGAAACGGCCCACAGAUCCCAUAGAAUUCAUCGCUUUGAGCUUGUACAAGUCUGUCGACUGUGAGCUGUAUUUCUACGAGAAGGCAAUCUUUUCUAAGGAGCUGCAGCUGAUGGCUCUGGAACUUCAAAAAGAGAAUGCCGUUCGACAAUCAAACAUUGAGAAAAUCAAGAAAAAAAUUCACGAGCUGAAACUUAUUCUAAGAGGCGAGAAAAGAAUUGAGUUGCUUCUGUGGGAGGAAGCGAGAAGAAAAACUCUGCUGGCUGCCGAAGAAGAAGAAGAAGAAUCGCAGAAAGAAAGUGAAAUCGAGGAAGAAGAAGUGAAGAAGGAGAUCGUCCAUUCAGAAACCGCUGACAGGAAAGCUCAGGACAGUGGACACAAAGACGAUAGGCACGUCAGUAAGGUUACGAAGUUUAUAAAAGCCCCGCCGCCGCCAAAACCCAAACCGAAAAAAACGCCACCAAAAUUUCAGAAGGUCCCCCGCAAGCGAACGCCCAUUGAGUCAAGCAAGCAGUCGAUGAUAAUUAGUGAGGCUACGACGGAGUUAGACGAAGACGAUAAGGUAUCGACGGGAUCUAGUUCGGAUUUGUUUGACGAUUCUAUUUUUAGAGACUCAGCAAGCGUUGUAGAAGAAGAGCAUUCAGAGGAGGAAGCAAGCCCUAGAGUUGAAGAAGAGGAAGAGGAGGUGGUAGAAGAGGAAGAGGAAAUAGAUGAGUUAUCGCCCAGUUUUGAAAAACUGUUCAAAAUAAAACCAGCAAAAAAGAAAGACUCGAAGCCGCGAAUAGAUCGGAGCAAGUCUCCGAAACGCGAGAAAAGCAGCCCAAAAUUGAAGAAGAAACCCAAGCGGCGUAAAGAGCAAGAUGUUGAGGUUGAAGACGAAGGAUUGGAUGAAGAGAUCACCGAAGAGGAAGCUCUCGAGGAAGAGGAUGAGGAAUUGGUCAAGCAGCAAGUCGGGAAAGAAACCAGUUCCAAGUUUCCUUUCAAAGGAAAAAAGGCAGACGACGAUGAUAAAAAAGGAAAAAAAGCAAAAAAGAAAAAGUCCAGCCUUACUCUCCUUGACGAGCCUAGAAAAAGCAAAACAUCGCUAACGGAUGAGAGUGCGAUGAAAAAAAAAGAGAAACCAAAAAAGGGAAAGAAAGGUAAAGUCGAUGAGACCCCAUCGGAAGAGGACGCUAAAGCAAAGAAAGCACAGGCAAAGAAAAAACCGACGAAAAAAACCUCGGGGCGCAUAAGCGGCGAUGAAAAGGAAGACGAUGAGGAAAGUUUUGAUGAACCACGCCUGUCAUCGAUGAUCAUCGCCGAGAGGAAAGAAUCAGUUCCGUCUAAAACGAAAGCAGCAAAGUUGAAAAAAUCAUCCAGCAGUAAGAUAAAGAUCGAGGGAAAGGAAUCCGUCGGCAAGGUUUCCCCCGCGGGAAAGGACGACACCGAAAAAGAAAAGAAACGAAAAGGGAAAAAAACCGAGGUAGAAAAACCCCGAAGCCCCAGCUUGUUAUCGGAUGACUUCGACCUUGACAUGGGCGAGGAGGCUGGCGAGGACUCCGAUGACUCGUCAAAGCAGUCGCAGAAGAAGAAGAAAGGAAUAGACUCGGACGACGCCGGCAAGAAAAAGAAAAAGAAACGCGACCUUGAGAAGCCCGACUCGCGUGACUUGAUGUCUCCUGAGGAAGGGAAGAAAGCCAAAAAGAAAAAAGCCAAGAAAGGAAAAUACGAUGAGGACGACGAUGAAGAUGACGAUAAGAAGGAAUCAUUUGAUGAAGAAGUCGAGGAGACGAAAAGUAAGAAGAAAAAAUCAAAAGACAAGAAAAAACGCGGGCUCGAAACUUCGAGCCCAGAUGGUUCCACCUUACAAGGUGACGAAGACGAUGAAGAUGUGGAUGAGAGUGUUGCGAAGAAGAAAAAGAAGAAGGGUAAAAAACGUGAGGUCGAUGACGACGAAGAAGACGAUCAGGGUUCUGUAGAGGGAGAGCAAAAACGCAAGACGAAGAAACGGGAUUCGAUGGAAUCUCUGGAAGGCGAGGAAACAUCGCCGAAGAGGAAAGGAAAAUCAAAGAAGGACGACGGAGAGGAAAGAAAAAAGAAGAAAGCCUCCUCUAAAUAUGAUGAGGAGGAUUACGAUGAAAAAAGUUCGUUGGAGGAAGAAAUUGAGGAAAAAGUCAAGACGAAGAAAGGUAAAAAGAAAUCGGAUGACGACGCUGAGGAGGACCGGGGGAAAAAAAAGAAAGCGAAAACACGAGGGGAGGAAGGUUCUGAUGAGGAGGAAGAACCUGUGGGUAAAAAGAAAGGAAAGAAAAAAGGAAAACCGGUCGUGGAUGAAGAUUCGGAUGAAGACGAGCCGGCCAGAAAGAAAAAAGCGAAAACUAAACCCGAUGAGGAAAUGGACGAAGAGGAGCGGCCAAAAAAGAAAAAAGGAAAGGCGAAACCGGAAGAAGAGCCGGAUGACGAGGAGCCGGUCAGGAAAAAGAAAGGGAAAACCAGACCGGAAGAGGAACCGGAUGAAGAAGAUGAACCGGUCAAGAAAAAGAAAGGGAAAACCAGACCGGAUGAGGAGCCGGAUGAAGAUGAACCGGUCAAGAAAAAGAAAGGGAAAACCAGACCGGAUGAGGAGCCGGAUGAAGAUGAACCGGUCAGGAAAAAGAAAGGGAAAACCAGACCGGAUGAGGAGCCGGAUGAAGAUGAACCGGUCAGGAAAAAGAAAGGUAAAACUAGACCGGGUGAGGAGCCGGAUGAAGAUGAACCGGUCAAGAAAAAGAAAGUAAAAACGAGACCGGAUGAGGAGCCGGAUGAAGAUGAUGAACCGGUCAAGAAAAAGAAAGUAAAAACGAGACCGGAUGAGGAGCCGGAUGAAGAUGAUGAACCGGUCAAGAAAAAGAAAGUAAAAACGAGACCGGAUGAGGAGCCGGAUGAAGAUGAUGAACCGGUCAAGAAAAAGAAAGUAAAAACGAGACCGGAUGAGGAGCCGGAUGAAGAUGAUGAACCGGUCAAGAAAAAGAAAGUAAAAACGAGACCAGAUGAAGACCUCGAAGAAGAGGCCCCGGUCAAGAAAAAGAAAGGAAAAACUAGACCGGGUGAGGAGCCGGAUGAAGAUGCGCCUGUCAAAAAGAAAAAGGUAAAAACGAGACCGGACGAAGAACCGGGUGAGGAAGAACCUACUAGAAAGAAAGAAGCGCGAAUAGCCUUCGAGGAAGAUAUAGAUGAAGACGAGACGACGAAAAAGAAAAAAACAAGACUUGAUGAAGAGAUCGACGAAGAAUUCACCGAACCUGCAGAUGAGACAGAGAAAGUGCCGGAAAAAGAAGGGCGCGUCAAGAAGAAAAGACCGGCAUCAGACUCAUCCGACGACAAUGAAGAAGGCAAAAAGAAAAGAGGCAGACGUAAGAGCAAGGUGUCCGAUCUGGACGACUCAGUCAAAAAACGGCUCCUCGAUGAUGAAAGUCGACUUCAAGAAGACAUAUCGGAAACGAAAACGGAACAGGAACCGAUAGACGAUGGUGUUAAGGAAAAGAAAAAACGUAAGAAAACCAAGACAGAAGAUGGAGAAACCGUCACUCGGCGUCGAUCGACGAAGUCCAUAUCAGAAGAUGACAUCGUGGAAGAAGAUUCCAAAUUAAAAAAACAGAAGCGGGACGCGGAUGAAUAUGCUGCCGAAACACGGGAAUCGGAAGGUGAAGAUUUGGAUCAGAUGCCGGAAUUCAAAAAGAAACAGCCGAAGAGUAAACUGUCGAAAGCGUUGGAUGAAGACAUCCCGCUGGAGGAGACGGAGUCGGAUGUCAAAGAAUUCGAUGACGCCGAAGCUUCGGAACAGGGCGUCUUUGACGCGAAAGAUCGCCGCGAAUCGCGCAAGGCGAAAAUGUCCGUGUCCAAGACAAAAGAGGAAACGGAGAGGAAAACGAAGAAAAAACGCGACGAUUACUCAGACGAGCCAGCAGACGAGGACCGGGAAAUGCCGGUUGAGAAAAGGAAAAAGGAGGAGAAGCGACGAUUGGAGGAAGAGGAAUCGGAGGAAGAUUUGAAACCAAGGGACUCCGCGCUGAGGAAGGAUGACGACGAUAUUGACGACACACGACGCGGGAGUAUCCCGGAGGAAGACGAUUUUUACUUUGAGUCGAAGAGGUUCAACUACUUCGACGGCGGUGCGCGCUACAAGUCGGAGGAUGAUGUGUCCAAGUACGUGGACGCCAAGAAGCUGAGGAAGAAGAGGAUGUCGAAAGCGAUAACACCGAUAACGUGUGAGUGGUACCUGGACAAGCCGCGCGUGCUGGUCUGCAGACAUCCUAUUCUGGGAGAGAUUCGGUCCCAUCAGCCGGUGCUCUUUAAAGUUUUAGAAACACCGACCUACUGGGACCACGAGAAUUUCAACUGCCAGGUGUUCUAUGAGCACGAGAUUUACUGCGUGUGUGAUCCGAGGGCUGAUGAUGACAAGUUCAAGAACGUGAUGAUGGAGUGGCAUGAGGAGGAUUGGGCGUUGUAGUUGUGGGAAAAGACAGCAGCAACAACCCAUAACAAACCAGCUGUAUGUGACACCAAACGAUCCCCUCCUGAUGUUAUGAAAUCUGAUGAGUAAACAGCGCGACAGGCUCGAAUUUUAACUAUAUUUUCCAACAAAAUAACAAAACGUUUGACAUAUUUCUUUAUAAAUAUUUCCUUGUGUUUUUUUUUAUUCCCAACCACAUGUGUUUGAUAGUUCAAACACAUUUGCUAGUGGUCUUGGCGUUUAAUCUACCAGUUUGAACAAUACGGACAAACGUUGUAGGAAAUUGAUAAUGUGGUGAAAUGGUUUCUCUAAAUACCGAAGAAACUAAUUAACAACCGUGACGUUUCAAUAAAAUAAAUAAUUGGUUUGACAAGUACUUGCGAUGGUUUACUAACGGAAAUUAUGUACGGAAAUUGUGUACGGAAAUUUAAUUUAACAACAACUGACGGAAAGAUACUACAUGACGCUAUGUGACCUGACAUACACACGUAUGACUGCACGUAUGUACACAUAUGUUGACUUUACGCAUACGUGUUAAGAAAUGCGGACUUUACACUUAAAUCUUUGGAUUCUCAUUUAUCUUUUUACAUUUACCAUUUCAACAUGCUUUAUACACUAUUUUUUGACUGUUUUUUGUUUAAAAUUUGAUAAAUAUAUAAUUAUAUAAUCAUGUUUGAUAGACAUUACCUAAAGAACAAUGCAUACGAAUGGACAUAUAAUGACAAGCCUCUUAGGGUGUAUGUUAUACGAUAAAUAAAAGUUGGACAAAUUACUUAAACGAGAGAAGUUACUAUCAGACUUGUGUUCGCAACGAAAAAGACCUAACAAUGUUGUCUUUUAUAUUUCAAUGUGUUACAUGUGUCUAGAUGGCUUUGUCAAUAAUUUGUAUAUGAUUCAUUUAUAGGGCGUUAUUUGAAAUUGUCUUCUAAACGUAGAUUGCUUGUUCUGUUUAUAAAUAAAGAUAUACGUUUACAUAGA
This is a messenger RNA of Physella acuta, 5903 nucleotides long. RefSeq names its product trichohyalin-like. Lineage: Eukaryota; Metazoa; Mollusca; Gastropoda; Physidae. The record is from RefSeq and is a predicted model, not a curated record.